This is a messenger RNA of Postia placenta MAD-698-R-SB12, 754 nucleotides long. RefSeq lists its product as hypothetical. The coding region runs from base 436 to 747 and encodes 103 amino acids. Lineage: Eukaryota; Fungi; Basidiomycota; Agaricomycetes; Polyporales; Adustoporiaceae. The transcript is spliced from 4 exons. The record is from RefSeq and is a predicted model, not a curated record.
CACAUCCAGAAUGGCCCCCGCGGACUACCACCGUUAUAGCCCGAUAGACAGCACGGUUGGCGAGGUCAGGGACUUCCCCGGGGAGUACUACGCAGUGAACCCUCAGGCGGUCAACGAACAAAGCUUCGACGUCUUUACGACAAACAAGUGCGCGGUCCUGUCGAUGACGCACGCAGCGUCUGGCCACUCCGUCGCGUUCGUCGCUAUCGCCGCGAUGCUGAUAUGUCCUCCCCUUUCAGGGCAGGCUUGUGAAGGUUGCGCAGAGCAUCUCCGCCGUACUAGGAAAUGAUGCGCACGGCUUUAACCCAAACGUGAUGCUUGAAUGCGCGCCUCAUACGUCUCUUGGGGACAUCUCCUGCGGCUGUUUUGUCAUACGGGACGUGCCCAAGGCCGAGCACACCUGCAGCGAUCUCUCGUUGCCGUUAGCGCGCACGUAUGAUCGCUCAAACACAGCAUAUAAUGAGUGGGCAGGUGGUGCCGGCGUUGCUUCAGAGGAUGCACGACCGCAUGUGCCGGGACCCGCGCAGGCGGUACAUCAUCAGUAUGACAUUUGAAGACACGAAACUCAAGAUAUGGUUCUGUACCCGCUCAGAGCUACUUUUCAGCGACGCGAUGUCCAUUAUGGAUGACGACGAGAUCGUUGUCCGUUUCCUGCUCACAGUGAUGUGUCGUGUUCGACCCAGCGAGAUAAGUAUGCAAUCACAUUCAGUCUUGCGCUCUCAGGCUUGGAAGCUAGAUACUCGUUAGCUAUAUC